This is a messenger RNA of Blepharisma stoltei, 258 nucleotides long. Lineage: Eukaryota; Ciliophora; Heterotrichea; Heterotrichida; Blepharismidae. The record is from the annotation of a GenBank genome assembly.
AUGUCAGCACAUAUAAAAGAAGCAAUCUUAAUUGCUGGAGGAUUCGGAAGUUUAUAUUCUCUCUUUAGAUACGCUAAGAAAACGUUUCAGGGCUUCGACAGUGUGAUAGAUUUCGAAUGUAGAAGAGAAUUCAAUGAUUUCAUACAAGAAAGGUCUGUAUUAAGUUUGGUUCAUAUUAAAGCAUGCAUUGAAAAUGAAAGAGCUGAAGGUGCCUUUUACUCUCCAUAUUUACCAAGCCCAGUCAAGCGUUUAAGAUAA